Molecule: messenger RNA, 468 nt
Organism: Colletotrichum godetiae
Lineage: Eukaryota; Fungi; Ascomycota; Sordariomycetes; Glomerellales; Glomerellaceae
Exons: 1
Coding region: 1-468 (155 amino acids)
Source: RefSeq, a predicted model, not a curated record
AUGGUGGCCAGUUCAAGCGGAUUCGGCUUGACCGGGAGCUCAGAGGAGUACUCGGGUUUCAGGCCAGUUAUUCGCAUUAUCCUUGAGACUUGCCUCGAACCUAGCUCACUCUGCAUCCAUCUGCUUUUUCUUGUGCCUAGAGAACACAGCCGCAACUCCAACUAUUCCCAGACCGACAUCACUACCCAAAGCGCCACUAAUGACCCCAUUCCGAUUGCUCAGGUCGAAUUGCUGCUGGCUGCCGUGGAUCCCGUAGGAGUCGAUGAGGGGGUCGGAGGAGUUAUUAGAGUUACAUCGACAGGAGGUAUGGAGGGUAUCCUGGAGGAGAGCGCGGAGGAGAUUUUAAGAGUCGCUAGAGAGGUCGCGAAGCGAUCCGUGCUGGGCGAAGAAGCGGCAGAUGAGGUGAUUAUCUUGCCAUCGACGAUUUACACUCCCUUCCCAGCCAUACAGCUUAUAGAGGCAUUCUGA